ACUAUGAUCACGUGCUAGGCAAUAUUAGCGCGUUCUUAGUGAUUGAAAAAUAAUAUUUGCUAUUUGAGGGAAUUUUUCUUGUGAAAAAUAUUUAUAUUAAUUUAAUUAAUACUUCAAAGGCUUGUGCUAAACAUUUAACGCAAAAACUACGUUUCAAGCACUUUAUUAAAAUAAUUAUCCACUAUUCACCUGGUACUUUUCUUUCGUUCCAAUAUAAUGGGAAGUUUAGCAACAAAAUUUAGAGAAGAAGGCAGUAAAGUUUCUCCCAGUACUCAUCCGAGAAGUCCAGAAUGGAUCACAGUACAUAGCCGGGCUUGCAAUUUGGCUGUUGUUGAGGUUGAAAGAUUGUGGAUGAGAUUUCAGCAAUUAGGAUGUACCGAAAAUGGCGUUUUACCUCGACAAGCUAUAGAAAGACUAAACUUAAAAGAUGAUUUAUUGGCAACAAAUGUCUUGAAAUCUCUGCAAACAGCCUAUUCUGAAAAUGAAAUGAUUACUUUUCAUGCAUUCUUACUAAUGAAUCUCUGGGUUGUUGAGUGCUGCGAUGUAGAGAAAUUUAAAUUUGAUGCUUUGUUAAGAGCUAUCUUCACUUUAUUCAACAACUCAGAUCCAGUUGAUAAAGAUACAUUAAUUACUGUUUUGCGAAGUGUUUAUCCUCAUGAGGAUGAAAAAGAAGUAAAAAGAAGCGCCGAAACAUUUAUGUUGUUUUUAGAUCCUGAGAAUACAGGAUAUAUCGAACAAGAUGCUUUCGUUAGCUGGGGAAAAAAUUUGCCUGUGGAAACACUUCAAAAUAUUUUUAUUUAUCAUAUAAUUCCGCCAGAAGUUUUAGAUCGUGCCAAUUUGGAGUUUGAAAGGGAAAACCCUCAUAAUACUAAUAGAGGUGGACCAACGCCGUCUCCACGUGCACCUUCUACACGUCCUUCCCUUUCUGAACAGCCCACUGACUCAGUUCUUCAACAAGUUGCUGAUAAAGCGUCAAGACGAGAUUGGCGAUUACUGCUAAAUAGCUUAAACUAUACAGACGAUGAAGUAUCAGAAUACCAACAAAGAUAUUCACACGAUCGUACGGAAAUGAUUUAUAAAAUGUUAAUCAACUGGAGAAAUAAAGACAGUAAAACAACUUCCGAUUUACAUAAUGUUCUAAGGUCGUGUGGAAUGGGAGAUUUUAUCUCCGUUCUAAUGUAG
This is a messenger RNA of Dimorphilus gyrociliatus, 1182 nucleotides long. Lineage: Eukaryota; Metazoa; Annelida; Polychaeta; Dinophilidae. The record is from the annotation of a GenBank genome assembly.